AUGUUACAGCAAAUGCAUAUGCCUGGCAAUUUCCCUCCACCGCACCUACUACGAGGAUUUACGAGGGGUGCACCUUUGCCUCCACAUCCCAUCAAUCGAACGACUGGUUUUAUACAGGAAUCAAGUCCAAUGCAAGGAUUUCCUUUCGGUCAAAGGCAGCCCAACUUUAGUAGCCUUGGAAUUCCACCACAAGCUCCUGAUGUUGGUGGAGGAACUCAUCCUCCAGAGGCACUUCAAAGGCUCAUAGAGAUGGAACUGAGAUCAAACCCUAAGCCAAUUCACCCUUUUGCGACGGCCAGCCAUAGUCAGGGGAUAUAUGGUCAUGAGCUGGACAUGGGUUUUGGAUAUAGAUAGUAAAUUCUAACCCCGGUUGUGUAUACGAUGAGGUAUUUGUGAUAUCAUGCGCAGAACCACCUUGCAUGGGGUGGGCGGUGGGUUUAAUGCGUUUCUAGGGGAGAAAGUACCUCAGGUUGGAUGUAAUUAAUGGCUAUUUACAUGAAAUUGGCAUUCGGAUGGGAUUUUUAAUUUUUCUUUAGCUUUUUAUAUUUGAAACCAAAGCCCCCAAGAAGCCUGAAACAGCAAGUGACUUUGCCAGGUCUUUCUUCCAAUAUAAGUUGCUGCUUCACUAGAGUACGAGGUCAUUGUUGUAAUGGGUGUAGUAACGUUGCAAAACUGUAAAGAUGUUUUUAUGGGGUUGAUCUUCUACUCUUUUUUU
Molecule: messenger RNA, 715 nt
Organism: Jatropha curcas
Lineage: Eukaryota; Viridiplantae; Streptophyta; Magnoliopsida; Malpighiales; Euphorbiaceae
Source: RefSeq, a predicted model, not a curated record